CGCCAUCUUCCUUACAGGUGAACGAAAACAGGCGAAGGGGAAGACGACGCUCCUCCGAGAAAAGAGCGCGCCGCUCCGAUGAAUCCUUCUCCCAGUAGAAUCCUACCUGGCUACAGUCUCGCAAUAUAGGAGUGCAGCUACCGCCCGCGUCACGAGUCAGGAAAUUAGAAACUACAUUACCCAAGAUGCAACGAAAGAAACCACCGCCCCAGUAUACCCAGAAAGCAACGCAAAGAGGCGAGCUUGGGCUUCUUACAGGAGACGGUAAGAAAAGAAUGUGUACUCCCAGAAUGCUCCGCGGCAUGGCAGAGUACGCAUACAUCUACUAAAAGGAAGGUGGACUCUGACAUACAUAGAAAUUAACUCUCAACAACAAGGCAUAGGAAAACGGAUAUGGUUCGUUGCCAUUUCUUUCUCUACGGAGAGUGAGGUGGGAAAACUGGGUUCUGAAGUGUUAGCAUGUCCCAAAGGGACAACAGGAAACCCAACAUAAAAUGUGACACAUCAGACAGCAAGAAAUACAAUGGGGCAGAAAGCAAUUGUAAUGCCAAAGAACAGCUGUGGAGUCAAAGGUUUCAUGAUGUCGCUGGAUGCACCAAAACAGAAAGAAGCCUUGAUCUCAAAGCUUUUGAAAAACAGUCUUCAGAAGGAACCAGCAGCAACACUUUUAUUUUCUUGUCCACUGAGGAGCGUAAAAAGGUCACUUUGCAUUUUAAAAAAAAGGCUACACUUCAGAGAGAUGGAAGGAGCAAUAAGGACACUGCAGCAGCCUUUCCUAGCAGUGAAGACUCUGAAUCAAAUGCCUGCAGUGAAUCUAAUGCUCAAAGAAGGAAAAAGGAGUUGGGAGACUUGAAGGUCCUAAACAGCUGGGAGAAGAAGAAAAAGAAGAAGAAGAAGAAAAAGGCCAGAGUGAAACACACCAAACAAAAAGAAAUAAUAGUGACGCAUAUGCUAGAGCAGUCUGUGGAAACCGUGCUUCCUACCCUGUGCUCUUCCCACUCUGGGAAAAAGCCUUCCAAUUUGACUACAGUCAGUAGACUGCAGAAACUUUCCCAAAAGCCAUAUCCAGCCUUUGAUGAUUCUUCAUAUAGGAUGUCAGUCUUACAAAAGGGCAAAGCAGAGUUUCUGAAAACAGCAAAGCAUGCUUCACCUGAGCUACCCAAAAAAAGCGACAAGGAGAUGAAACAUGUUUCGUUGACUGAACUGUCCAGAGGUUGGAAGUAUCAAAAGCAGAAGGAACAGCAAUGCCUUGAACCUGUUGGUAAUACUUAUUGUGCAAGGGCAUGCAUAAAGAACAGGGAGGAAGAAAUUUUGCAUGUGAAUCAGAACAUCAGAGGUCUGCACCACUCUUUCCUAGCUGAACCUACUGAGACUACCAAUAUAGAUGAAGAGAUGCAGAUAGUAGAAGAUCUGCAUGCUGCUCGUGCUGACAAAAAGAUAGUUUUGCCUGUGGUGGAGACCUGUGGAGAGUUGACCAGCAUGGAGAUAGAUCCUCCAGAUGACGAAGCAAGCAAGUCUUCUAGGAACAUUUCUGACAUGAAUACUUUGAUUGUGAUUGAUACUAACAUACUGAUCAGCCAUCUAAAGUUCAUCAAGACUUUGAAGAACACAGAUAUCCCAGGCAUUGGCAAAUUUGUGCUUGUCAUCCCCUGGGUGGUCUUACAGGAACUGGACAAUUUAAAGAGAGGAAAAAUAUUGGCAAAUGUUGCUCAAAAGGCAAUCCCUGCUGUACAUUUCAUCCACCUGUGCCUGAAAGACCAGGAUCCAAAGCUGUGGGGACAAUCGGUGCAACUUGCUUCUCAGCAAACAUAUGGUUUGAAUAUUGAGAACAAUGAUGAUCGUGUGUUGCAAUGCUGCCUGCAGUACCAGAAACUCUUCCCUGAAGCCGAAGUUGUAUUACUGACGGAUGAUAAAAACUUGUGCAAUAAAGCCCUGGUGAGUGAAGUAAAGGCACUUAGAAAAGCAGAGCUGGUUACUGCACUCAAGAAGCUGGCUGUAAAUAGUGCAGCUUGCAGUACUUUGUUGCAAGACACAGUGCCCAAGAACCCUAGGGAGAUGUCUUCUGACCAUCUUUUAGGCAUUAUUUGUGACCUUGAAAAAAGCUUGGGAGAAGCCUUGUCAUGUAUAUUGCAAGCAGAAAUGAAGAUUGCGUAUGGAGACCUGUGGACAGAGGUAGUGUAUCAUACACCUCCAUGGACGUUAGCAGACCUACUGGAAUGCUACAAAAAACACUGGAUAGCUGUUUUUGGACAGAUCAUACCAAGAUGCUAUCUUUCAACCAUUGAAUAUCUAUCAACACAUCUCUGUAAAGCUGGAGAGGAUAGCCAUGAGACAGUCCAGCUGGUGCUUCAGGAAACCAAAAUGCUUUUGGAUACAUUCAGCUCAAGGUCAAGCUAUAAUGGUGUCCUUCCGCGGGCCUUUGCUUCAGUGAAGAAUCUGUAUGAGACUCUCAAGAAGUUUGAGACAGGUACUGGACAGAAUUCUUCAACAGCGACCUGUGAAAAAAUGGAAGAUACAGCUUUGACUCAACACACUGAGGCAAGAACCGAGCCACUACCAGAAGAGCCAUUGGCUCAAGGAACUAGACACCAAGAAAUCUGGUCUGUCCUUGAAAGUGUCUGGAACACAAUGAACCUGUACAGGCUCGAAGUUUUCCAGAAGCUGGAUCUCAGUGCAAUAGACACUGCUCAGUACAGGUCAUCGUUCAAAGAAGCUUUCUUAGGCCUGCAGGAAUUAAUGGCAGCUGUGAAUGAAAUUCUCACAGGAAUCCAACAAAUUUUAAUGCCAAACAAUAGCUUUCAGGAUGUCUGGGCCCUCUAUAACUUCUUAACUAAAAACAAGAUAAACACUAGCAUAACUUUUACUGCUGAAGAGUUCUAUGCUUGUGUUUCCCAGGGGAUGUACAGGGAACGGUUGUCAAUCGGUUGUAGCCAGCUAGUUCAACUGGAACAUGCUAUUAAACAGUUCUAUGAAUCUGUCGGUUUGGAAGCCAAAAACAGAGGAUGGCUGUGAUCCUGCAGUCGUCUGAAGCUUAUGAAGGAACAGUAUUGUUUUUUUCUUCUUAGCCUAAAGCUGCAAUCUUAUACAUAAUUCUUUGGGAAUAAUUCCAGUUGAAUUGAGAUUUAUUUUCCCAAGUAAACAAGUUUAGGAUUGCAGUCCCUACACCUUCAGAAAAAUUUCAUUUCCAUUUUUACAGUGAUUUCGGCUUGAUUUACAAGAGCAGCAGUAACUGAUUUGCCAGGGAAAAUGUGUUUUCAUUGAAUAGAUGCAAGUGUAUAAAGCUUCUAUGCUUUUUGCACCUUUUAGAAGAAUACAAAAAGCUUUUUUGCUAUUUAUUUACAAAAUUCACUACUAUUUAACUUUUUAAAUUUAUUUCUAUCUCUGAGAAGCAUGAGUAAAAACCGGCCUAUUAUAGUCUUUUUCUAGCCAUUGCUGUAUUUUUGCUGAUUUUUAUCUUAAAGCAGGCCACACAAUUGUGAAGCUAUUUAUUUGUAUAGUUGUUUUUGACAUCCUAAAAAAUAUUUGUAAAAUAUUUGUAAACUGAGCCAGUCUUCCAGUAAAUUGCUGAACUGCCUUAUUGUCAAAUAAUAAGAUACAUUGAGAGCCAGCAUUGGGUUGUUGUGAAGAUUAAAAUGGAGGACUAUGAAUGUUGCCCAGAGUUUCUUGGAAGAAGGGCAGGGUGAAAAUAUAAUUCACCCAUUAAUGUAAAAUCAAAAGAUUAUUGCAAAUUACCAUUUGAGGGAUUCUGACCUACUCUGUAUACAUAAAAACAUGAAGCCUUUGCAGGAUAAAAAAGGCAUAAAUUGUUGUUGCUCCCCUUGAA
Molecule: messenger RNA, 3823 nt
Organism: Heteronotia binoei (common prickly gecko)
Lineage: Eukaryota; Metazoa; Chordata; Lepidosauria; Squamata; Gekkonidae
Gene: SWT1
Product: SWT1 RNA endoribonuclease homolog
Exons: 18
Coding region: 460-3012 (850 amino acids)
Cellular component (GO): nucleus
Source: RefSeq, a predicted model, not a curated record